This is a messenger RNA of Hevea brasiliensis (rubber tree), 595 nucleotides long. RefSeq lists its product as uncharacterized. The coding region runs from base 79 to 435 and encodes 118 amino acids. The record is from RefSeq and is a predicted model, not a curated record. Lineage: Eukaryota; Viridiplantae; Streptophyta; Magnoliopsida; Malpighiales; Euphorbiaceae. The transcript has a single exon.
UCACUCAAAAAUCGAAGUUCAGUCUCCGCAGCGCGUCCCUGUCCCUCCAGACUCCUAGUCACUCUGCAGGCAAAAUCCAUGCCCUCUCCACAACCCUUCACGACGGCGUCAUCGAUGCUCCGCCAGCGCCUAGCAUCCUCCCUCCGUACACGCGGAGGUGCCGCGGCAGGUCCCAGCCGGUGGACAUCUCCAGGCCACGAGGAGAGGCCCAAGGGUUACCUAUUCAACCGGACCCCGACUCCACCAGGGCAGUCCCGUAAGUGGGAGGACUGGGAGCUCCCCUGCUACAUCACCAGCUUCCUAACCAUUGUGAUUCUCGGUGUUGGGUUGAACGCCAAGCCCGAUCUGUCCAUCGAGACCUGGGCGCACCAGAAAGCCCUCGAACGCCUCGAGAUGGAGAAACUUGGCACCUCUGGUUCUGGGGAAUCGGAGUAGAAUCAUGAUCUGGGUGUGACGUUUGACUCUUUGGAUCCAAAAACUUUUUUGGGUAUUUUUGCGUGGUGAACUUUUUACCUGUUGUUGAUAAUGUGUAGUUCAAUAAAAGGUUUUUGACUCCAUUGACAUUCCGUUUUUACAUGGAGCUUAAUUACGCAAA